AUGGCGACUGAAAUCCGACAGCAAUUGGAGCCUUGGUCUCACCUCACCGGCAAAACUGUCAUGGUCACCGGCGCUUCCUCCGGCCUCGGCCUCGAAUUCUGCCUUGACCUCGCCAAGGCUGGCUGCAGAGUCGUGGCCGCAGCCCGCAGAACCGACCGCCUCAAGUCCCUUUGCGAUCAAAUCAACGCAAUGGACGAGGGCGGCCCUUGUCGCGCUAUCGCGGUGGCUCUCGAUGUCACCUCUGAUGGCCCCACCAUUGCAGCCAGCGUCGACAGAGCUUGGGCCGCCUUCGGUUCAAUUGAUGCUUUAAUUAACAAUGCUGGUGUUAGAGGGCAAGUGAGAUCAUCUAUAGAUCUCGCCGAGGAGGAAUGGAACAGUGUGGUGAAAACAAACUUGAGUGGGUCUUGGUUGGUGUCCAAGUACGUCGGCGAACGGAUGCGCCGUGGCGGCAGCACAGCCGGUGGCUCAAUCAUCAACAUCUCAUCGAUUUCCGGCCUAAAUCGACCGACGUUUCGCGGUGGUGUUGCCUAUGGUGCAUCUAAAGCUGGCCUUGACUCCGUCACCAAGAGUAUGGCCAUAGAAUUGGGAGAUUAUAAUAUAAGGGUGAACUCAAUCGCUCCAGGAUUAUUUAAAUCUGAAAUAACAGAAGAUCUACUUCAGAAAAAUUGGCUGAAAAAUGUUGCAGAGAAAUCAAUUCCAUUAAAGACAUUUGGGACAUCAGAUCCAGCGCUAACAACUCUUAUUCGUUACCUAAUUCACGACUCCUCUAGUUAUGUUUCUGGCAAUGUUUUUAUUGUCGAUGCUGGUUACACCCUCCCAGGCUUUCCAAUUUUCUCCUCUCUUUAGAGGUAGAAAAUUAAUUACUUCGUUUAUAAUUAUUGGCUAUUGCGUAAUCACAUUUUCCUUUUAUAUGGAAGAUCAGAACUGCAUUUGAUUGCUUAUAAAAAGUCAGUAAGGUUUGUGCAAAGCUGAGAGCACUAUAAUAUAUACUCCCUCCAUCCGACA
Molecule: messenger RNA, 1005 nt
Organism: Salvia hispanica
Lineage: Eukaryota; Viridiplantae; Streptophyta; Magnoliopsida; Lamiales; Lamiaceae
Molecular function (GO): oxidoreductase activity
Source: RefSeq, a predicted model, not a curated record